CGGUGCUCGCUGUCCCGGCGCUGCCGCUGUCCCGCUGUCGCUCGGCGCCGCCGGGAGCGCCGGGAGCGCCGGCUCCGUCCCGUCCGCCCGCAGCCCAGCCCAGCCCAGCCCAGCCGAGCGGCGCUGCCGCCGACAGCGCGGGACAUCUCAGGCUUUCUCCAGGCAAGGUCAUACCUGCCAGCCCCACUGGCUCCUAACUUUCCAACUUCAGCUCCUGUCCUAGGUCAGCUUCCCCCCUCAGACCAGCAAGUCCUGCUGCAGUCGGCGGAAGCGGCAAAUUUCAGCAAGAGGACGGGCUGGAGGAGAUGUCACAGAGGCAGCCUCACCCUCAGCCCUGACCUGCUCACCACUUCAGGUUUUCCCUGCACACAGGUAAGCAAGCACAUAGAAGACAGAGAAGUUUCAGGUGUGUGUCUGCAGGUAUACAUUCUUAUAUGACUGUAUAUUGUUAUUUCUGUGAUUUAUGCUUAAUGUUAAUUAAGCUCUUACUUUUUGUUGUGAAACCUCCUGAUUCUCUUUGAUGUUGUCACAUGUUCCUUUUGUUGUAGAGCUGAUACUGUCUGCUCAGGCAGAGGACUGUGUAAAGGACAGUCGAAAAGUAACAAGGUGACAGUCAUGCUUUAAUCUUGUAAUUAUAUUGAAGGGUUUUUUUAAAGUUUUUAACACUUUUCUUGUAAGUCUAAAGGGUGGGGAAACCUUUCCUCCUCUCUCCCUUCCCAUUUCUUUCACAGCACAGGAGGGCGUGUCCCGGAUCAGGUAGCGCGGUCAGGCCCCGUGCUGUUCCCGUGUCCCCGCGGGCAGGGCCAUGGAGGCGGCGGACGUGCCGCCCGAGGGCUACUCGCUGAUCAAGGCCGUGUACCAGCGCCGGCUGCGCCUGACGCGGCUGCUGAUCGACGGCGGGGCCUACGUCAACGAGAGCAACAGCCGCGGCGAGACGCCGCUCAUGGUGGCCUGCAUGACGCCCCACGCCGACCUGCAGAGCGCCAGCAAGGCCAGGAUGGUCAAGUACCUGCUGGACAACAAGGCCGACCCCAACAUCCAGGACAAGUCGGGCAAGACGGCGCUGAUGCACGCCUGCCUGGAGAAGGCGGGCCCCGAGGUGGUGUCGCUGCUGCUGAUGAGCGGCGCCGACCCCAGCCUGCCCGACCACUCCAACUGCUCCGCGCUGGUCUACGCCAUCAACGCGGCCGACAGAGACACCCUGGAGCUGCUGCUGAAGGCCUGCAAGGCGCGAGGGAAGGAGGUCAUCAUCAUCACCACCGACAAGUCCGCCUCAGGGAGGCAGAAAACGAAGCAGUACCUGAACGUGCCUCCUCCAGACCUGCAGCAGUGCACCUCCCCAGCUGACUGCGCCUCCCCGUCAGAGAUAGAGCCCAGCGAGGGUCCAGAGGACCCGUUCAGCUUCAAAGAGCUCUAUGGUGGGCAGCCGGGGGACAGCUCCUCUGAAAGGGUGCCCCUCAUGACCAAAUCCAGCUCCACACCAGCUCGGUUCAAGCUGACGCAGGUGCUGCAGUGUGACCCGUGGCUCAAGUGCUGCCCAGCAGUGUUUCAGCAGAGGAAACUUGCUUCUCCUCAAGAACUUCAGAGCAUCAGUCCCAUGGAAGAGCUCCCCUGUAAAGCUGGCGGCCUUGACUUGUGCAAGAGUGUCACGGCCAGCCACGAGAGCAGGGACAGGAAGGGCACUGCUCAGGUACUGAGACCCUCUGACCAAACCAUGCCCAGGAAAGCACAGCGCGAUGCAAUAAACUAUCAGACUCCUUUUGUGGAAGAGAAACAUAACCCCAGUGAGAUUCCCAUGGGCAUGGAUGCCAGUCUGGGACAAAUCAGCUUGCUUUCUAACAUUGGCAGUAUUAUCAAGAAAGGAAGUGGGGAGCCAAAUUACAACAUCUCCAGUUCUCAGUUAGCUAACAGUCUAAUUCCUGCUGCUGAUACCAAAGGUAGUAAGUCACCAAAAGGAAAUAAAGAGAUUCUUCCUACAUACCAGACUUUGUUACCAAGUCCGAGAAGAGUUCUGGAGAUGUCUCCUGUGUCUCCAAGAGGCAGAAAUCAGGCUCCUCUAGAGGCAGAGGGCUCAGGAGCCCUGGUGUUGGAUCAGACGAGGCCAGGUUUCCUGCCCCCACUGAAUGUGAGCCCCCGCCCCCCCGUUCCAGAGCUCACUGUCAUAAACACAGUUUCUGGAAUGAUUUCUUAUGGACAAACUCACUUAGUGCCCCCAGGAUCUGCUUUCCCUAAGGGGACCAAAGAGACGAAUCUGCUGCGGCGGAGGCCGUACGAGCAGAUCACAGUCUGAGCAGGUUCAGCAGUCACUGCAUCUUUACAGGAGAGCAAAGGGGAUCUUCAUGAUAUGUAAAUAUUCACUGCAGUCCUUGACUGUAAUGGUAUGUACCGCAAAAUAGAGCAGGUCUGUGAUGUAAAGUAAUGUCUGCCUCAGGAUGAGUGCUACAGCACAGAAACCAAAUCCAAAGACAUCUACUGAGGCUGUCUUCUCCAAACUAAGGAGCGUUUAUUUUGCUGGUUCUGUAAAGUUUUCACCUUGCCUCUGACAGACAGCCCACAACAGUCCUUAGGCAUUGCAGUUCUCAUUGCAGGUUGUAAAUGCUACCCCUCCAAGCUUUCCCCAAGCACCCGCCCUUGCCGCGCCCAGAGAGGUGGUGCACACGGAAUUUGGGACCCCGCAGCGUGUGAUGCGAUGCUGGACGCCGGAGUGCCUGUGUGCAGGUUGUACAUAGAAACCCCCGAGAGCCCGGCGUGCGGCGGGCUGCGCGGCAGCAGUUGCACAGCGGCAGUGACUGCUGGCCUCAGCAGCCUCGCAGGCGCGUCAGAGCCGGUGACACCGGUGUGGCCGGGCUGUGCUGCCCGCGGAGCCCCGGCUGCGGGCUGGCAGCGUGCCCCGGGAGCCAGCAGGGCGAGUGACCUGCCCGGGGCGUGCCACAAGCCAGCCCCGCUCGGGCUGCGCCAGCGGCAGCCUCCGCAAUCCGCUCCCUUGGGAAGAGCGGGGCUGCGGGGGCACAGCCUCGCCUGGAGCGGGCUCUGCAGCCUCCUGCAGCUCGGGAGCCCCCGGAAAGAGACCUGCCCGGCAGGCUGGGCAAUGUGCCCCAGCGACAGCCCUGCUCGCCGGGCUGCGGACACCGGGACACACCCGGGGUGUCUGCGCGAGCAGCGGCUGCACACACACACACAGAUUUGGGAGCAGGGAAGAGCUCUGUCCUCCCGCUCACACAGACCCCAAAGGGAGAACCCCACAGCUCCAGGGAAGGUGAGGCCCUGGCAGUUUCCCCAGGGAAGCUGUGGCUGCCCCAUCCCUGGGAGUGUUCCAGGGGCUUGGAGCCACCUGGUCUGGUGGAAGGUGUUCCUGCCAUGGCAGGCACCUUGGAAUGAGAUGGCCUUUUAUUUCAGAGGGUUUCCAACCAAACCACUCUGUGAUCCUGUGAGUCUGAUUAUGAAACUCACCUGGGAGAUGGAAACCCACAUUUUGCCUAACUGGAAACAGAGGGCAGAAUUUCCCACAGGUGGAAAGAAGUCCUCUGCAGCCUCCGAGCUACUGUGUAUUUUUCAGUAUCUCUGUCUAAAAAUCUUUCUUUCCUUUAGUGUCUUGUGGUUCCAAGUAUCUCCCUUGUCUUUGUGUGCAUCCCAUAGAUGCUGGAUUUCUGGUAUUGCAUUUAGCACUUAGA
Passer montanus (Eurasian tree sparrow) is the source of this 3671-nucleotide messenger RNA. RefSeq names its product ankyrin repeat domain 34B (gene ANKRD34B). The coding region runs from base 806 to 2290 and encodes 494 amino acids. Lineage: Eukaryota; Metazoa; Chordata; Aves; Passeriformes; Passeridae. The transcript has 3 exons. The record is from RefSeq and is a predicted model, not a curated record. Gene Ontology annotation, molecular function: protein binding.